CCAGAGCAUCCCACUGCACCUUCCAGCUAUAAUCGCCUGUGACCAUCUCCGCCGUGCCAUGGGUCUGUCACUCCUUCUGCUCCUCAUCCUGGCCAGAGCUGAUGGCUCUUGCAUCUCCAACUGGUUGGAGGGUGAGAGAGGAAAUAUUCUGGCAGUUCAGUGGCCUCCAAAGAUCUGUGAGGUGAGAAAUUGGAACAGCCCUGCUUGUAACCUUAAACAGUGGACGAUCCACGGCUGGUGGCCCCCUGAGUCCGGCAAGGAAACGAACAAGUACCAAUUUGAUGUGAAUAAAAUAAAGGAUCUCAGAAAGGCCUUGAACCAACUUUGGCCAAGUCUAUCUAGCGAAGACAACGUGCGUUUCUGGAAGCAGGAGUGGUACAGACACGGCAAGAAGGCUGUUAGGAGGUUAACAGUGUGUCAGUACUUCAAACAAACUCUGGACUACUACAACAAAUUCGUUGGAAAUUGCAAAAAGACCUGUCCUGAGGACAUCAAACGUUGCUUACAUAAUCAAAGCAAUAUGACGUAUAAUUCCAUCAGGAUGUGCACCAGCCCUAAUGCUGGAGAAUUGCACCUGAUGCUCCCUAACAACUUCAUCUGACGUCCGGAGCUCAGCCAGCGAAUCGCACGCACGUUCAAUGGAACAGUUCCUGCAAGUGCUUGCCUGCAGAGUGGGGGUGGGGGAGACAGACGGACAGAGACAGUAGGAGGCAGAUAGGGACUCGGGGAAAGAGGCAGAUUGAAGGAUGAUGAGAGUUGGAUGUGCUCUAUGAGUUCGUCUCGUCGGGCUGCCGACUUCUCCCUGCAACGAUCUCCAGGAGACGCGGGAGCUUCAGAGGGAACGUUGUUUAUUGGAGACUAUCAGGAGACGUCUGUGCUCACAUCACACGUUGUUAUGUAACUUGUACACGCAGCACAUACAAUGUUCACAGAUGUAGUAUGGAGAGAGACUGGGAGGAAUCGAGACACAGACCGGCAGAGGAGAGAGUGAGAGAGACACAGAGGGAGAGAGAGACACAAACAGCAAACAGAAUCAGCAAGCGCCAGCAAUGCA
Molecule: messenger RNA, 1054 nt
Organism: Pristis pectinata (smalltooth sawfish)
Lineage: Eukaryota; Metazoa; Chordata; Chondrichthyes; Rhinopristiformes; Pristidae
Exons: 10
Coding region: 59-601 (180 amino acids)
Biological process (GO): RNA catabolic process
Cellular component (GO): extracellular region
Molecular function (GO): RNA binding; ribonuclease T2 activity
Source: RefSeq, a predicted model, not a curated record